Molecule: messenger RNA, 4217 nt
Organism: Branchiostoma floridae (Florida lancelet)
Lineage: Eukaryota; Metazoa; Chordata; Leptocardii; Amphioxiformes; Branchiostomatidae
Product: synapsin-3-like
Exons: 13
Coding region: 317-1747 (476 amino acids)
Biological process (GO): neurotransmitter secretion
Cellular component (GO): synaptic vesicle membrane; synaptic vesicle
Molecular function (GO): ATP binding; metal ion binding
Source: RefSeq, a predicted model, not a curated record
AUAUUCAUUCCGCGCACAUGCGCACUAGCCGGAUUCGCCGUCCCCUUCCCGCGUCUGUGAGGCAUCUGACCGCCGCCCUUGGAAAAGGAACCGCCGAGGAAAUUUUUAUCACCGUCUCUUCUCCAGGAUCCAUCAAAACUGGUAAAGAGAUCGGUUGUGCGGAAGAAUGCUUCACUGGAGGUGGAUGCCAAAAUAACGUUUCUAGUACAACCUACAAAGCGCAGCCGGCGUGUUGGAGUGCCCUAACGGUGCCAAGGAUUUACCAAUAACCUGAAAUACUCAUCAUCAUAAGGACUCGUCACGAAAAGUGUUGACAAUGAAUUAUUUACGACGACGAUUCUCCGAUACAAACAUCGCGGCCAACUUGCCGAACGGCUACCUGUCGGGAUUGGGCGGGGAGGACGACAAAAACCAACAGCAGCCGGCCGCGGCUCCGCCUCGGGGCACCAGCGCACCCUCUUCACCGGCAAGGUCCAUGCCGCCCGGCGGGAUGGCGGGAGGGAGGGACGGGGAGAGAAACACCACCAAGACGCUGCUAGUCAUCGACGAUCAGCAUACAGAUUGGGGCAAGUACUUCAGAGGAAAGAGAAUCAACAACGAAUAUGAGAUCAGAGUUGAACAGGCGGAUUUUUCGGAGAUCAACUUGGCAGCGUACUCUGACACCGGCACCAUGAUCGACAUGCAGAUCAACCGGCAAGGAACCAAAGUCGUACGGUCCUUCCGGCCGGAUUUCGUGUUGGUGCGACAACACUGCCGCGGUUUGGACGCUAACCAAGACUACAGGUCCGUUAUACUCGGGCUCAGAUGGGGCGCAAUACCCAGUGUCAACACACUACUGUCUAUCUACAACUUCAUGGAGAAACCUUGGGUGUACGCCCAUCUCUUGCAAAUAAGGAAGAGGAUUGGCAAGGAGAAGUUCCCGUUGAUAGACAGGGCGUACUACCCGAACCACAAGGAAAUGGUAUGUCUGAUCACCCCCAAGUUUCCAGUUGUGGUGAAGAUUGGGCAUGCGCACGCAGGACUUGGUAAGGUGAAGGUAGAGAAUCACCAUGAUUUCCAGGACAUCGCCAGUGUUGUAGCUGUAGCCAACACGUACGCCACGACAGAGCCAUUCAUCGACGCUAAGCAUGACAUCCGGGUACAGAAGAUCGGCAAUAACUACAAGGCAUACAUGCGAACUUCAAUUUCUGGCAACUGGAAGGCUAACACAGGAUCGGCCAUGUUGGAACAGAUUCCAAUGACAGAAAAGUACAGAGUCUGGGUGGACGCUGUCAGUGAGAUUUUCGGCGGACUUGACAUCUGCGCAGUGGAGGCCAUCCAUGGCAAGGACGGCAAGGAUUACAUCAUCGAGGUGAAUGACUCCACAAUGCCUCUACUGGGCGAGAACCAGGAGGAGGACCGGCAGCUGAUCUCGGACGUCGUGUUACAACGGAUGACGCAGGUGUGCAGAGCUGGUGCCUCCGCCGCCCAAAACAUAAACCCCCACAAUGCGUGGCGUCGUGUACUCGUCAUGAGCGGUUUGUCCACAGAUGCGGAGCCUGCAGAGCCGCAAACUUCUGCCAAGUCGAUGACAGGCUUCCUGAACCUGGGCGGCAGUGCGUCCGCGCCUCCUUCGGCGUCUUCCUCGCACAGCACCCUUCCGGGCGCCCAGGCAGGGGCGGCGGGGCCUCCGCCGGCGGACGAGGAUCAGGCCGAGAGCAUUCGCAAGCUCCGCAAGGCUUUUUCGGGAAUCUUCGGAGAGCCCUAGCGGCAGCGGGAAGCAAGCCUGACCUGGUUGCAAAUCUUUGGUCUCUCUAGGCAUGACUCACUGACAGUUCCAACGACGACUGCUGCUAAAACAUCACAUUUCAUGAAAACACACAGAGAUUACAGAAACGAAGGUCACAAAUGGAGUAACAUUUCGCCACUCAAAGACGUUAGUAAAAACAAAAGAUAUUUUAGAAAAUGUCGAUCGUUGUGACUAUCUGUGAUGGCUCUGUAGAUUUGUUACGUCAUAGAAAAUUAAGUUUCUUCCAUGUUGUGUCUACUUUCGUGAUGGUUUACGAAAACUUACUGGAUGGAUUUAGAGUAAAGCAGGAUGAAUGUUACGUUCACUUUAGUGUAGUAUAUCUAGGCGCGAUAGGCACCGCUUCGCGAGUUUUAAAUCAAUCCUGUAGAAACAUUAUAGGAGUCACGGUUCUAUUCCUGUAAAGUGCCUGCACAGAUCAAAGAUUUCCCGAGAUAUGGCCUCCUUUAGUAGUACUCUACAGUUCCCCUCAGUGAACCUCAUAGCGUACUCUUAUAGAAAAGAAGAAAGAGAUGUAGUGUUCAAAUUUCAGAGAAUUAUGCAAAUGUCCAUGAAAUGAAAUGAAACGAAGGGGAAUGUGUAUUAGAUGUUUGAAUGCAGGCCCCACUCUUCGUAGCUGUGCAUUGAAUGUGCAUUGAGUGUUUAGAGUCAUGUGCUUCGUACGUUAGUGGUUGUAAUAAACAUUUUCAAUGUUGCUAUUUUGCAAACAAAUAUUGCUGAAAAAGAAAGUACCGUUCUAUUGAUACACUAUCCCCAAACCAUUCCACGUAUUUGAUUCUUUGAGGCAUGACCGUUUUAGUUCUUUACGACAAGCAAAGAAAGCUCCAGGCGAUCGACUUCUUUCACAUUCUCAUGCGGUCAUUGUAGCUGGAAACGUCACAGUCGGAGCACGUCAUAACUAGUGUGUCAUUCGCACAGGGUCCAUUCGCGCUCUAAGAAGAGAAGUAUCCUACCUCAUUUCUUUAAGAUAAACAUUACCACUAGAUAGACCCUCUCUAGUAAAGAAGUCCCUCCAAAGGACAAAAUAUCGUCCUUUGAACGCUCAUGUUUGAAUUUUCAGUGCAUCAAUUUUGAUGUACUUCAUCAAAAGACCUACUUGUAACUUUUUGUAAACAUUUGUUUGUUUUUCUAUGUUUGGUACGUACAUGUAUGUUGUUGUGCUUCCCGAUAAGUACUAGUAGUACAAGAACUUUCUACGUUCAGUAUCUUCCAGUUGGGACAGCCAAAAUGUAUUUCCGCCAAUCGUCUGUCUACUCGACGAGGCAACUGAAAUCUCAUAGCAACAAUAGCAAAACGUAUCAUAUCUUCGGAUAUCAUACGUUUUAGCCAAAAAUUUUGUCCUUUUACAAUCGGUUAUAUUUAUUGUAUAUAAAGCAUAGUUCACGAAUUAGCAUGUGUAUUAAUAGUGAAUAGGCAAUUUUGUUAUCAGGACGAAUUCUGGCAAAAAUCCUUAGCAACAUUGUGUCAAAGUUAACUUGAAAUAUUUGUAGCGUUGUGUGAAUAGACGUUUGCUGACGAGAAAUUUAGGGGGAAAUUUGAUCAAUCAACAGUUUGUACAUAAUAUAAGUCCAAAUGUAUGUAUUGAAUAUCAUGCAUCGACUAUUGCUUAAUAUGAACUCAGCGGUAGUGUUACAUUACAUGUAUAGUUCUGCCAAUAUGAUACUUUAGGGUAAUUUCAGUACUGUGGUCUUAAUUUGCUCUCAAUCAUUAGCAUUUCAUUCAUGCAGAACGCUUAGAAUAGAACGAGAGUCAUUGUUUGCUUAUAUUCUCAUCACCAACAUGUGAAAAUGUGGCUACUGGAUUUAAGCGAAAGAAUAGAUAGGCUAGCUAUGUGGUUAUACGGUAAGAAGAAGAAAAAAGAGUAUUCCGAUGUCGCUGCAAUAGGGCAGUAGCUUGCUUGCAAAAGGCAAUCACGUAGAAGAGAUGAAUUGCAACCUUACUUUGGCUAGUGAUGAUGGCUGACUGGAGUGGUUCGCUGUCGGUGAAAUUCAGCUUAAUUCCGCCAGAGGUCGCAAUUUCAACUCAAUUGUCAUGGUUCGAGUAGGACUAUGUGUUUGUUGUGCGUGGCUCAUGCAUAUGUGUGUCCUUCGAAUGAUUACCGACGACGUGGUAGGAGAAUAUCGUAAUCCAAGUUUUAGGAAGAAUGAUGAACCUACAUCCGCGGUUCUAUGCAGUACGCUCUUGUUGUAUGUAUGACGUCAACCAUUGCAUUUUGUACUUUCUGGUGAGAUUGAUUAUGAAAGUGUAUUUCGUUCCGUACUUUGUGUAUUUGGAGUUCGGUGCAUGCGGGUUUAUGUGCUGACUAUCGGUCGUAUGCAUCUAAAUUAUGGUAAUGUUAUUAUAUAUAAAUAUAUAUGAAAUGGCUAUGGCGAACUCUCCGCGGGUACAGAUAAUUAUCUACCACACGAAUAAAGAUGGAAUCAAAAGAAAA